This is a messenger RNA of Elaeis guineensis (African oil palm), 806 nucleotides long. RefSeq names its product large ribosomal subunit protein uL29. Gene Ontology annotation, cellular component: ribosome; cytosolic large ribosomal subunit. Gene Ontology annotation, biological process: maturation of LSU-rRNA from tricistronic rRNA transcript (SSU-rRNA, 5.8S rRNA, LSU-rRNA); translation. Gene Ontology annotation, molecular function: structural constituent of ribosome; mRNA binding. Lineage: Eukaryota; Viridiplantae; Streptophyta; Magnoliopsida; Arecales; Arecaceae. The record is from RefSeq and is a predicted model, not a curated record.
UAAAUCGCAAGCCCAUCACAGAAUUUAGGGUUUUUCUAGCUGUCUCCAUACGACUAGGGUUUUUAAGAGCUCUUCUCUACCUUUGGGACCCCUGCCGCCAUUUCGUCUUGCCCGAGCCGAGGGAGAGUAGAGCAGAAAAGAUCUCGAUCCGCUUCCAAUGGCGAGGAUUAAGGUCCACGAGCUACGGGGAAAGUCUAAAGCGGAUCUGUUGAACCAGCUGAAGGACCUCAAGGCGGAGCUCGCCCUCCUCCGCGUCGCCAAGGUCACCGGCGGCGCCCCCAACAAGCUAUCCAAGAUCAAGGUGGUGAGGCUCUCGAUCGCGCGGGUGCUGACUGUGAUCUCUCAGAAGCAGAAGGAGGUGCUGAGGGAGGCGUACAAGAAGAAGAAGUACCAGCCGCUCGAUCUCCGCCCCAAAAAGACUCGCGCCAUUCGCCGCCGACUCACCAAGCACCAGGCUUCAUUGAAGACCGAACGCCAGAAGAAAAAGGAGAUGUACUUCCCAAUGAGGAAGUAUGCAAUUAAGGCAUAGAUUAGGUUAUUCUGUUUAAGUGACUCUCUUUGGGAUCCAAUUUUGUCAUUUGAUUUUUGAAUUAGCAAUCCUAUUUAGUACUAUGCUUGGGUUUAUGGCAUACAAAAUACUAAUUGUUUGCUUUGGUAUUCGGUUAAGUUUGAUGUUUCAUUCUUGAUUCAUCUUCCAUUGCUGGCAUUAACUUUCUGGAUGGUCAUACUUUCAUCAAGCGUAUGAUGUAUUAUUCAUUGCAAUUUCUGCAUGAAGCAGUGUUGCUUCAUCUGUCUGUUUGAAUUAU